Messenger RNA from Drosophila obscura, 2442 nucleotides. RefSeq names its product homeobox protein invected. The coding region runs from base 289 to 2169 and encodes 626 amino acids. Gene Ontology annotation, cellular component: nucleus. NCBI's taxonomy places the organism in Eukaryota, Metazoa, Arthropoda, Insecta, Diptera, Drosophilidae. The record is from RefSeq and is a predicted model, not a curated record. The transcript is spliced from 4 exons. Gene Ontology annotation, molecular function: RNA polymerase II cis-regulatory region sequence-specific DNA binding; DNA-binding transcription factor activity, RNA polymerase II-specific. Gene Ontology annotation, biological process: neuron differentiation; multicellular organism development; regulation of transcription by RNA polymerase II.
GAUUCAUUCAUUCGUGCGGUUCGGAACGAACGGCCAGGCCAGCGCCAGCGAUCGAGCGUCGGUACUUUGUGGCUUUUAAUGCUUUUUAUGUUCAAUUCAAAUCAAAUCGAGAGCGACGCAUAUUCUCCCGCUCUGCGCGUGUGGGCGUGUUGCCGUGUUACCGUGUUUUGUGAUUUGGGGAACAGUUAUUUAGUGGAUUCAAUUCGCCGUGCGGCUGAAAAUGCCGUCGGCUUUGCAGAGGCGCAGGAAUAAAGAUAGAAACCGCCGAAUCAACGCCCAGAGUAACUGAUGUCCACUUUGGCAAGCAGUCGCCCGCCUCCACUCAAAUUCAGCAUACUGAAUCGCAUCCAGCCGCAGCAGGAGGAGGAGCAGGAGCAGGAUCAGGAGGAGGGGGAGGAUCAAGAUCAGGAGGAGCAGCCGGAGGAGGCAAUGCAUCCGGACUGCCUGCCACUGCCGCUGUCGCAGCACAUCAGCAGUCCGCAGGUGGAGGAGGAGGUCGAGGACGAGUCGGACAUAGGACGCACCUCCAUCUGCAAUGAGCGGCACCUCAACAUCGAGGAUGAGGAUGAGGGGGAGUCGGCGGAUGCUGAUAUCGAGGAGGAUCUCGAUCUGGAGGACGCCGCCAGCUGUUGCAGCGAGAACAGCGUCCUGAGCGUCGGCCAGGAGCAGCAAUCCCAGGCAGCGGCCCACGCCCAGGCCCAGGCGCAGGCCCAGGUCCAUGUCCAGGCCCAGGCACGGCAGCGGCUCCUGAUGAGCCAGCUCUACCGGCCGUCGGCCUUCAGCAGUGUGUCCACAGAUCCUCCCGCCGUCUCAGUAGAUGCCGCCUCCGAUCCGGGCAGUGGUCUCGUGCCCCUGGUCGGACCCCCAGCCGGCAGCUUCCAGGAGGAGUUCCUGCGCAAGUCGCAGCUCUAUGCCGAGGAGCUGAUGAAGCAGCAGAUGCACCUGAUGGCCGCCGCCCGCGUCAAUGCCCUGACGGCGGCGGCAGCGGGCAAACAGCUGCAGAUGGCCGCAGCAGCGGCGGCGGCAGCAGCAGCAGCGGCCGCUGUAUCCGCGCCCACGGGCCAGGAUGCACUGGCUCAGCUGACGGCGACGGCGCUGGGAAUUGCAGCGCCGGGAACGGGAACGGGCACGGGACACCACUCGCACCAGCAGCAGCUGCUGAUGGCCCAGCGGGAGCAGGCCCACCACCACCUGCAACAACUGAACCACCACCAUCACCUGCAGCACCACCACCAUCACCACAACAACAACAAUGAGAAUCUGCACGAGCGGGCGCUCAAAUUCAGCAUCGACAACAUCCUGAAGGCGGACUUUGGCUCCCGUCUGGUGGGUGGCAAUGUCGGGAACCUCCAGCCGAAGAUCGGAGCAGGCGGUGGCAGUGGCGGGAGCAACAGCAACUCAAAUAGCAAUAGCAACAGCCAUCAUCCGAUCAAGGCGCCCAAGAAGUCGGGCAAGCCGCUUAAUCUGGCCCAGAGCCAGGCGGUCAACUCCAGUCUGAGCUUCUCCAGCUCCCUGGCGAACAUCUGCAGCAACAGCAACGACUCGAACAGCACCGCCACCAGCAGCAGCACUACGGCCACCACUCUGGCAGUGGAUCUGGUCAAGUCACCACCACCGUCAGGGGGAGCAGCCUCAGCAGCCAAGGAGACAGCCAAAAAAUCUGGAGAGGACUCGGGUACACCCAUCGUGUGGCCGGCGUGGGUCUAUUGCACUCGCUACAGUGAUCGCCCCAGUUCAGGUCGAAGUCCGCGAGCUCGCAAACCCAAGAAACCAUCGACGGCCAGUGCCGCGGGAGGCAGCGGGAGCAGCGACAAGGGGGAUACGGAUGCUGGCAACGUGCCGGAGGACAAGCGGCCGCGGACGGCCUUCAGUGGACCUCAGUUGGCCAGACUGAAGCACGAGUUUAAUGAGAACCGCUACCUAACGGAGAAGCGUCGUCAACAUCUGAGCGGAGAACUGGGCCUGAACGAGGCACAGAUCAAGAUCUGGUUCCAGAACAAGCGGGCCAAGCUGAAAAAGUCGAGCGGCACCAAGAACCCAUUGGCCCUGCAGCUGAUGGCCCAGGGCCUGUACAACCACUCGACGGUGCCGCUGACCCGCGAGGAGGAGGAGCUGCAGGAACUGCAAGAGGCGGCAGCCGCCUCCGCCGCCUGCAAGGAGACCUCGUAAGGGGACGGGACGGACCCUUCGGUAGCAAUAUGUAUCUACGAUUAGUAUUUAUGGAGUAGUCCGUAAGCCUAGUGCCCUAAGUUGUACAAUAUUCUAGUCCCGCAGUGCCGCACAGAGAGGUGGAGUGGGAAUCGGAUUCAGAUUCGGAUUUGGAGUCCCCUCGUACCUCGUCCCUCUGUUGCGUGCGUGUUUUGUAUAAUAUCUAAUAGAUUCAUAAAUUCACAACUAAAUAAUUUAAUAAACAUUUAAAUUAUACGCAUCUCGUGAUCGUUG